AAAAGAAUCUCCAGAAAUCUGGGGUUUAUUUCGACGUUGGUUGUGCGACAGAUCAUCUUCCAAUCGUCGUGAUUCUGAGAUCCCACAGUGUGGGCAUGGGAAAUGAUGGAGGAUAAAGGGCCUCGCAUAGCCGACUACUUUGUGGUUGCCGGCCUCACCGACUUGUCCAAGCCUCUGGAGGAGGAGCUCCACUUUGAUGACGCCGGCCCCAAGUCUGUGAAACCCAAAGCCCCCAUCACCGACGUAGCUGUCGUGAUCCGCUCCCUGGGUGAAGAAGUACCCCCGGGUUUCACCUGUGUCGAAAGCACCCCCUCAGGCCUCUCUGCAGAGCUCAAUGGAGCCAGCCUCAGGGGCCCGCAGAUCUUCUUGUGCUUCAAGCGAGGCAGAGAUAAGCCUCCACUGACAGAUCUUGGGAUUCUGUAUGAGUGGAAAGAGAAGCUGAAGCCUGGAUGUCACAUCGUCCAGACCACGCCCUCAGGUCGCCCCGCCAACAUCAGCAACUCGUCAUCCCAACGCAUCUACAUCACCUACCGCCGCGCCCCGAAGAGCCAGCCCCACACGUCACUGGCUGUUACUGAUGUCUGCAUCAUCAUCCCCGGCAAGGGGGAGACGCCUCCUCACACCUUCUGCAAGGUGGACAAGAACCUCAACAGCAGCAUGUGGGGAUCUUCAGUGUACCUUUGCUAUAAGAAGUCUCUGGCUAAAGCAAACACAAUUGCAUACAAAGCAGGUCUGCUGUGUAGGUACCCCGAAGAGGACUAUGAGUCCUUCCCACUGCCUGAGUCAGUGCCUAUGUUCUGCCUGCCCAUGGGGGCUACGAUCGAGUGCUGGCCUGCACACACCAAACACUCCCUGCCAGUUUUUUCCACUUUUGUACUGACGGGGGCCUCUGGAGAAAAGGUGUAUGGAGCAGCCAUCCAGUUCUAUGAGCCUUACUCAGAGGAGAACCUGUCUGAGCGUCAGCGCUCACAGCUCGGCCUGCCAAGCUCUGAUCUCGGACCUGAUGGGACCAGGAGUGUUUACAGCAACAAGAGCAUCUGUCUGCUCUCCCACUGGCCCUUCUUCCAGUCCUUCAGGAGCUUUCUCACUUUCCUCUACAGAUACUCCAUCUCUGGACCGCAUGCCCUGCCUAUUGAAAAGCACAUCUCUCACUUCAUGCAAACUGUGCCAUUCCCCUCCAUUCACAGACCACGCAUUCUAGUGCAGCUGUCUCCACAUGACAGUCUGAUGCUGAGCCAACCCGUGUCCUCUCCGCUGCCUCUCAGUGGUGGAAGCCUCUCCACAUUACUCCUGAAUCUGGGCCCGAAGAACGCAGCCACUCUGCUGGUGCUGGCUGUCACAGAGCACAAGAUCCUGGUUCACUCCCUGCGUCCGGCUGUGCUCACCAGUGUUACAGAAGCCCUUGUAUCUAUGAUCUUCCCCUUCCACUGGCCGUGCCCCUACAUCCCCCUGUGCCCGCUGGCACUGGCCGACGUGCUCAGCGCACCGUGCCCUUUCAUCGUGGGCGUGGACUCCCGAUACUUUGACCUUUACGUGCCCCCAGCUGACAUCAGCUGUGUGGAUCUGGACACCAACACAAUCUCCCAAAAAGACGACAAGAAGGCGCUAACGUGGAAAAUCUUGCCCAGGAGAGCCUGCAAACAUCUUCUCAACAGCCUGAAUAAGCUCUAUCAGCAGCUCACUGAGGGUGGUCAGCUGAACCGUGAAGAUGUGCAGAUGGAGCACACAGUCACCGACAGCGAGCUCAACGGUGGCAAGAGCCUCCACACUCUGGAGCUGGAGAUCCAGGAGGCCUUCCUGCGCUUCAUGGCGGCCAUCCUACGAGGCUACCGUUCCUACCUGCUGCCCAUCACCCAAGCCCCCUCUGAGAAGACCACUGAUGCCAGCUCCCUCUUCGACAUCCAAGGCUUCCUGAAGAGCCGCGAUCGCUCCCACCAGAGGUUUUACUCCCUCAUGACCAAGACUCAAAUGUUCAGCCGCUUCAUAGAGGAGUGCUCGUUUGUCAGCGAUAAAGACGCCAGCCUGGCCUUCUUUGAUGAGUGUGUUGAUAAGAUGGACAGUGAACGGCCGGAGGAAACCAGACUGAUCGAACUGGAUGAAUCCCACCGCAGUGAGCACACGGUCUACGUCAACCCUCCAGAGCUGCCUCCACUACCACAGGGAGAAGAGCAUCCUCUGUGCUAUAGCUACUCUGGCUUCCCUGUGCUGAAUGCUGAGCUUCUGGAGCCACUGGAGGGACCAAAUCCUCCGUCAGCAGGCACGGCCUCACGCCACAGCAGCCCAGCCAGCCCGACGGCUAUCUUUAGACGCUCUAAACAGGAGAUCAAAUCGGCUCAAAGGAUGGCCAAAACCUAUUCAUCCAUGCCUCAAAUGUGGUCCAAGUGUCUGCUGCGCCACUGCUAUGGCCUGUGGUUCAUUUGCCUGCCAGGGUUUGUCGGCACAUGCCACUCUAAGGUGCGGGCUCUGCGUACAGCUUACGAUGUGCUGAGGAAGAUGCAGGACAAGAAAUUGCACGCUCCAGAUGAGGUGUGUUACCGUGUGCUGCUGCAGCUGUGUGGACAGUACAGCCAGCCAGUCCUGGCCGUGAGGGUGUUGUUUGAGAUGAAGAAGGCUGGGGUUCAACCCAAUGCCAUCACCUAUGGAUACUACAACAAGGCGGUGUUGGAGAGCACCUGGCCCUCCACCACCAGAGGAGGCUACUUUUUGUGGGGAAAGCUGAGGAACGUGCUCCUCGGUGUGCUCCAGUUCAAACAGGCGGGGAGGAAACAACAGACUCUGCACAGAGAUCCUCAGCUUUCAGACGGCAGCGAUCUUGACACUGUGAGUCACGGCAGUUUGGACAGCGCUAAUGACUCUGCUGAGCGCACUUCCAUAGACACUGACUUCACUAAGAUGGACUCCAGUGACGAUGGAUUUAGUACAGGUGGGCAGUCAGAUCAGGGCUACGAUUCACUGUCCAAAGAGGAGGAGAGGAUGUGCGGCAGAGAGAGCGACAACACAACACUGCUGGAAGACAAAGGGCCGAGGCAGUCGACAGCUGAGAUCGAGGUUCCAAUCAGCAGAGUCUCUCCUUCUGCUAGAAGCUGCAAAUCAACAGAUGUCAGUGCAGGCAAUGGGAACAGGUUGGUUUCCAGUCCAACUAGUGACACCGUUCUGUAUGGAGUUCUCCCAAAGACAGAGAGGCCAAAAUCUCUGGACUUGUCUGGUGGACAAGGAAGCCUGCGGCUCACUGUCCCUCACCUCGGCUCGACAAAGCAGCAUCACCUGGCUGCUGACAGACUGCACGGGGUAGAAGAAGAAGAGACAGAGACUGAUAAACAGAAACCUCAGGUGGAGAGAAGUGUCAGCUGCAGUGAAGGGACUGUGAGGAGAACAGGUAUUGAGACGGGAUUUGAUCCCCUGUCGCUGAUGACGAUAGAUUCGGUACAAGAGGGCAAUCAGGUGAACAGCAGGGCAUCCUCGGCCCGCCGCGACCUCGCGGAAGAGAUCGAGAUGUACAUGAAUAACAGCAACAGCCCUCUGCGCAGCCGCGCGCCCAGUGUGGACCUGCAGAACCCCUCAAGCCCUUUGUUUCCCUCUUCCUCGUCUCCUCACACCUCCCCUCGACCCUCCACCCUGCUCCGCUCCAACACCCACCUCCCGCUGCCUGUCAAAUCCAAGGAGAGGCUGAGGCCCUCGCCGUCUCUUCCUCUCUGUAACAAAGACAGGGAGAGGCCUUCCUCCUUGGUGUCACCCUCAUCACCUACUCCCUCCACCUCCUCGUUCUCCAUGGACUCACUGUUCACUCCAACUCUGGACAUCUUCAGGAGCAGCGUCAUAUCAGCAGGGAAGGGCGUGGCUGAGAAGGCCAGCCGCCUCUACUCUCGUCUGUCCUCCCAGACUUCAUUAACACAGGAUGCAAACUGUGACCGGAUUAGUGUGUCCUCGCUGACCUCUGGAGAGGCAGAUUGCUCUUCGCUGCUCGAUAAUGACUCCUGUCUGGACCCAGACGGUUUUACCUCCCCCCAGCAUGGCAGCAUGUCCAGACUCAGGAGGAGCCCAGUUGUGGGUCAUACGAACCAGGGCAGCCCCAGCACCCCCAACAGAGUGUUCAGACACAACUCUUUCUCUGGUGGUUUGGCAUUUCCCUCUAGAACGCCUCACACUCCAGAUUCCUCCCCCGACACUAGCCGUUUUCAACCCACUCCCAAUUACACCAUAGAGGUGCUGAUGUCCAGCUGCUCGCUCUGUAAGACAUGUGACUGUCUGGUGUAUGACGAGGAGAUCAUGGCGGGCUGGACGGCAAACGACUCCAACCUUAACAGCACUUGUCCGUUCUGUGGCACAGCGUUCCUGCCUUUCCUCAAUGUGGAAAUCAAAGACCUGAAACCACAGUGCAGGUCUGCUAAGGAAAGUAAUCCUAUUACAGAGGAGGACACAUCGGCAUCACUCAAUCCUGAGGCCAAAAUGUCUGCGGCAGACCGUGCAGCUCAGUCGUCUGCAGCUCCCCCGCUGAAGCAGGAGAGCAGCGGGAGCGCCGGGCUGUCUGCGCCGGCCUCCGCCCCAGCCACUGCCUCUGCUCCGGUGACGGUGCCCUACCUGAGCCCUCUGGUUCUGUGGAAGGAGCUGGAGAGCCUGCUGGUGAACGAGGGUGACCAAGCCAUCUCCUCCCCGAGCAUUGUCGACCAACACCCCAUCGUCUUCUGGAACCUGGUGUGGUACUUCAGAAGGCUGGAUCUGCCGAGUAACCUGCCAGCUCUUAUCCUGGCCUCCCAGCACUGUAGCCAUGGUGACCAGACUCCUCAGAGCGUUUCAUCCGAGGACAGCAAGCAGGUGCUUGUGAGGAUUAUGUGGGACAACCUGAAGUUGCACCAAGACAAAGUUCAACCCUGCUAUGUCCUGUGGAACACGCACUGUGCAAACUCACUGGUUCGCUCUGGGCUGUGUGAAGAAGGCCAGCUCUUCACCGUGGAGCUGCUGCAGGGUUUUGUGAGGAGCAUUAAGAAGAGUGAUGUCUAUCAGCCCAUGAGCCAGAUCAUCCAGCUGCUGGGGCCGGAGCUGGGUUUUAAACGGCAGAGGAGCCUGUACCGAGACUUACUGUUCCUCGCUCUGGUGGCUUUGGGCAAGAACAACAUUAAUAUCAAUGCUUUUGACCGGGAGUACAAGCUGGCAUAUGAUCGCCUCACCCCCAACCAGGUUAAACUGACACACAACUGUGACCGGCCCCCUGGAGCUGGGGUCAUGGAGUGCAGGAAAACAUUUGGGGAGCCCAGUCUGUGAACCACUUCUCUUUUUCUGUCUCACUAUGUUUUUCCUUCAACCACAGU
Messenger RNA from Chelmon rostratus (copperband butterflyfish), 5306 nucleotides. RefSeq names its product DENN/MADD domain containing 4A (gene dennd4a). Gene Ontology annotation, biological process: regulation of Rab protein signal transduction. The record is from RefSeq and is a predicted model, not a curated record. Gene Ontology annotation, molecular function: protein binding. Bases 103 to 5259 code for a protein of 1718 amino acids. Gene Ontology annotation, cellular component: cytoplasmic vesicle. The transcript is spliced from 30 exons. Lineage: Eukaryota; Metazoa; Chordata; Actinopteri; Chaetodontiformes; Chaetodontidae.